Messenger RNA from Humulus lupulus (European hop), 1490 nucleotides. RefSeq names its product obg-like ATPase 1. The coding region runs from base 125 to 1309 and encodes 394 amino acids. Gene Ontology annotation, molecular function: GTP binding; ATP hydrolysis activity; ATP binding. Gene Ontology annotation, cellular component: cytoplasm. The record is from RefSeq and is a predicted model, not a curated record. The transcript has 12 exons. Lineage: Eukaryota; Viridiplantae; Streptophyta; Magnoliopsida; Rosales; Cannabaceae.
GGUUCGAAAACCGUUGGGUAUAUAAGAGAAAAAACCAGAGCAGUAAUCCCUAUUUUCCAUUUCUCUCCUUCCACCUCGCAACAACCCUAGAACUCUCUCCCACUGUCACUCUCACUGAACGAAAAUGCCUCCCAAAGCUGCUAAGGGAAAGGAAGUACCGACUGAGCGACCCAUUCUCGGACGAUUCUCUUCUCAUCUUAAGAUCGGAAUCGUUGGAUUGCCAAAUGUUGGGAAGUCUACUCUUUUUAACACUCUUACUAAGUUGGCAAUUCCCGCCGAGAACUUCCCCUUCUGCACAAUUGAACCUAAUGAGGCUCGGGUAAAUAUCCCUGAUGAGCGAUUCGAAUGGCUUUGCCAACAAUUCAAGCCAAAGAGUGAGGUUUCUGCAUUUCUGGAAAUUCAUGAUAUAGCUGGACUUGUUCGAGGUGCCCAUCAGGGGCAGGGUUUGGGCAACAGUUUCUUAUCUCACAUUCGAGCAGUUGAUGGAAUUUUCCAUGUUUUACGUGCAUUUGAAGAUCCUGAUAUUAUUCAUGUUGAUGACACAGUAGAUCCUGUGAGGGAUCUAGAGAUUAUUAGUGAAGAAUUGCGACUAAAGGAUAUUGAAUUUAUGGAGAGGAAAAUAGAGGAUGUUGAAAAAAGUAUGAAGAGGAGCAAUGACAAGCAGCUUAAAGUAGAGCACGAGUGCUGCGGAAGGCUCAAGGCAUGGCUUGAGGAUGGAAAAGAUGUCCGUCUAGGGGAUUGGAAAGCUGCAGAUGUGGAAAUACUGAAUACAUUACAAUUGCUAACUGCCAAGCCUGUUGUUUACUUGGUUAACAUGAAUGAGAAAGAUUACCAAAGAAGAAAGAACAAGUUUUUGCCAAAGAUACAUGCUUGGGUUCAAGAACAUGGUGGGGAACAAAUUAUUCCUUUCAGCUGCGCAUUAGAAAGAAAUCUUGCUGAUCUUCCACCUGAUGAGGCGGCAAAGUAUUGUGAGGAGAACAAAGUACAAAGUGCCCUUCCAAAGAUCAUAAAGACUGGAUUUUCAGCAAUUAAUCUCAUUUACUUUUUCACAGCUGGUCCUGAUGAGGUUAAGUGCUGGCAGAUCAGACGACAGACAAAAGCUCCUCAAGCUGCAGGGGCUAUCCAUACUGAUUUUGAGAGAGGGUUCAUCUGUGCUGAGGUCAUGAAAUUCGAAGAUCUGAAGGAACAUGGCACUGAAUCAGCUGUUAAGGCUGCCGGGAAGUACAAACAAGAGGGGAAGACUUAUGUGGUUCAAGAUGGAGACAUCAUAUUUUUCAAGUUUAAUGUUUCCGGAGGUGGGAAGAAGUGAGGAUAUAUAUAUGCUAAGAAGUUAAGUAGCUAAACUUGAUUUCUGUCACAUCACAUGACUCCAUCAUUUCUACUGUAAACAAUUCUAUUUUGAGAAAAAGAGGACAAAAAUAAGUCUUGGUAAUAUUUUUGUAUCAUGUUCUCUUUGCAUUAUUUAUUUAUCAGAGUACACAUUAGAGAAA